AUGCUGCUGUGGCUGCUGAUGCCGCUCUUCCUGCUGCACCUGCUGCACAAGGCGCUGCUCUUCGCCUGCAUCCCCCUGCGCACCGAGCCGCACCUGCUGCCGCCGCGCUACCACGUGGUGCAGGUGGCGCUGCUGUUCGUGCUGGGCUCCAUCUCCUGGCUCUUCGCCGCCUCCACCUUCCUCUUCACCUGCGUGCUCUUCUCCAAGGCCUGCUCCCUGCAGGAGCUGAAGAUGCAGGGGUACAGGGACGUGGUGCAGCGGUGCAGCGACCCUGCCUUCUGCUUCUUCGAGUACACACGCAUCUCCGCAGGGCUGGCGGGUAUCAGCCGCCGCUUCCGCCUCUUCCUGCUGCUCGCCUUCGCCAUCACGCUGCUGGGUGCGCUGGCGUCCAUGUUCCACAUGGUGCAGUACCGCGAUGGGCCCACGCCCCUCUCCUUCCUCAACUCCGGCCACCUCAUUGUGGCGAAUGUGGUGGCGCUGGUGGGCACGGGCAUGUGUCUGCGCUGUGCCUCCAAGCUCGCCCACCUGCACCGCCGCAUCGUGCGAGUCGCCGCCGCCAUGCACGCCCAGCACACCUUCGACUCCGCGCCCCUCCUCCCCCCCACUCCCUCCCUCUCCUUCCCUCCUGCAUUUCCUCCACCAUCCACUCACACCGCCGCUGCUGCUCUCCUGCAGCCUACAGCCACCGCUCUCUCGCCCUUCGCCCCCAUAUCAAUCCCCCCUCGCCACAGCUCCCAACCUUCCCUGCCCGCCGCCCACCCCUCGUUUGACCCCACCACUGCUCCGUGUGGCUCACUGAACCCCUGUUACGCGCACCACGUGGGCAGCACGCAGAAGCAGCACCAUGGCCUGCCCAGGACCCUGCAUCCCGUGCACUUCCUUGCUCAAUGCUCUGCCAUCAUCUCAUGCAUCGCAUUUGUCAUCCCAUCUGCUGUGUAUGCUCUGCCACUGACCCUAUGUUCUCUCCCUUACGUCCGCAUCGACCCCUUCUGCUGUCCCUUCUCGCGCCCUCUGCUUCCAACAGUCAACUUCCUGUCCAGCUCAGCAGUGGGAAUAUCUGUGUACGGGUUUGUACUCGAUAGAGUCUUCAUCCAUACAAGCGUGGGAGCAUUGCUCACCACGACGUGGUUCAUCCUUGGGCAAUCUCUCAGUGCCUCCUUCAAGCCACGUUGA
Molecule: messenger RNA, 1173 nt
Organism: Closterium sp. NIES-65
Lineage: Eukaryota; Viridiplantae; Streptophyta; Zygnematophyceae; Desmidiales; Closteriaceae
Source: the annotation of a GenBank genome assembly